ACUGGGCCGGUUGUGGCAAGCGCAGGGUUUUGACAAAAACAAACAGCGACGGCGCUGCCGCAGGGUCUAUGGCCGAGGCGGUGAGGCCUCCGCGCCGGGCCAAGGCCAAGGCCAGCCGGACUAAAACCAAGGAAAAGAAGAAAUCUGAAACCCUUCAGAGGGAAGAAUCUGAUGAAGUCUCUCUUCGAGAACCCUCCAGAGAGCUGGCAAUCCCUCCUCCAGCUUGUGAAUUCAGAGGAGACUGUCUGAAGGUGCUAACUGAUUCCCAGCUCCAGAAUGCUGCCUGUGGACAAAAUGAGAGUGAAAUGUUUGAUGUACCACUCACCUCCUUAACUAUAAGCAACGAAGAGCCCCUGACAUGGAACACAGAGACCCUAAAGGAAGGGGAGGAGGUCAGAGCCCGCGUUGGGGACGAUGCGGUGAAUCUAAAGGUCAGCCCUGGAGACAGUGUCAGAACCAAAGUAGAAACCCCCAAGAACUGCACAGAAGGAGAGGAAAAUCAGUUGGUACUCUGUGGACCUUCCAAAGGUAGCUUGCAAUCUAAUUUUUCUUAUACUCAGCCAGAAAUGGAAAAUUUACAGGCCAGAGAAACUCAGAAAAAGAAAGAUGACAAGCAAGCCUUGGGUCUUUCUUCAGAGGUGCUACAAAAUGUUGGCUUGCAGAGUUCUUGUGAAGCCAAAGACAUUUUUCAUCCACCUAGAGUGAAAAAACUGUAUCCUCAGUUGCCAGCCGAAAUUGCUGGAGAAGUACCAGCUUCGAUGGCAGUGAAACCCUUGUUUCGUAACGAGCGACUCUACCCAGAGCUCCCAUCUCAACCAGAACUAGUACCAUUUACUAAAGAACAGCUGAAGAUCUUUGAGCCUGGUUCGUGGCUGGAAAAUGUUGAGUCGUAUUUAGAAGAAUUCGACAGCAUGGCUCAUCAGGACAGGCAUGAGUUUUACGAGCUGCUUUUGAACUACUCGCGAUGUAGGAAGCAGCUGCUGCUGGCCGAGGCUGAGCUCCUUGCUCUCACGUCUGAUUGCCAAAACGCGAAAAGCCGACUGUGGCACUUUAAGGAUGAACAGCUGUCCGUGCAGGGUAUCUGUGCAGAUCAAGUGAAAGUUUCAGGCUAUCAUCGCUACCAAAGAGUAGAGAUGAAUGAAAAUGCACUGGGGGAGCUAAAGAAGCUAUUUGAUGCCAAAUCUGAGCACCUCCAUCAGACCCUCGCUCUGCAUUCGUACACCUCUGUGCUCUCAAAGUUGCAAGUGGAGUCUUACGUUUAUGCCUUACUCAAUAGUUCAGCUCUUCUGAGAUCUUUAGCAAUUCAAGGCCGAGCUUGUAAACAGACAGAAAGCUUUCCCUCUGACCUCUGUCAACUUAAGGAGUGUAUCAGUGUCUUAUUCAUGUUCACCAGAAGGGUUAAUGAAGAUACCCAGUUCCAUGAUGAUAUUCUUCUCUGGCUGCAGAAGUUGGUGUCAGUGUUACAAAGAGUUGGCUGUCCUGGAGAUCACUUCUUCCUUUUAAACCAUAUUCUCCGAUGUCCAGCUGGUGUUAGUAAAUGGGCUGUUCCUUUCAUCCAGAUCAAAGUGUUGAAUAACCCAUCAGGGGUCUUUCAUUUUAUGCAGUCCCUUGCCCUGCUAAUGUCUCCUGUCAAAAAUCGAGCGGAAUUCCUGUGCCAUAUGAAGCCCAGUGAGCAGAAGCCAUCCUCCUCGGGGCCUGCAUCCGGGAUGUGGACGCUAGUAGAUGAGGGAGGAGAAGAGGAUGAAGAUCCUGAGACCAGUUGGCUUCUCCUUAAUGAGGAUGACUUGGUUAUCCUUUUAUCCCAGUUUCCGUUCCAUGAACUCUUUCAGCAUCUUCUUGGGUUUAAAGCAAAAGGUGAUUAUUCACCUGAAACAACAAGACCUCAAGAGAUGAUGAAAAUUUUUGCCUUUGCUAACUCACUAGUGGAGCUUCUGGCUGUGGGGUUAGAAACCUUUAACAGGGCACGCUACAGGCAGUUUGUGAAGCGAAUUGGUUAUAUGAUCAGGAUGACCCUUGGUUAUGUGAGCGACCAUUGGGCACAGUUUGUGAGCCACAGCCGAGGCUUGGGUCUGGCCCAGCAGCCCUACUCCGUGGAGAAACUACAGGUUGAAUUUGAUGAACUGUUUCUGAGAGCUGUCCUGCAUGUGCUGAAAGCCAAAAGACUUGGCAUUUGGCUGUUUAUGUCGGAAAUGCCCUUUGGGACGCUGUCGGUGCAGAUGCUCUGGAAGCUCUUCUACCUCAUGCACCAGGUGGAGAGUGGGAAUCUGGAGAAGCUCUGCGUCGCUCUCCCGCCUACUGAGUGCAAGAAGCAGCUCCAAGACCCAGAACACUUUGUGAACUUUGAGAAGUGUCUUUCUUCCAUGAAUAGCUCGGAAGAGAUUUGCCUUCUGACUACAUUUGCUCAGAUGGCUCAGGCCAGAAGAACCAAUGUGGAUGAAGACUUCAUAAAAAUUAUUGUUCUGGAGAUAUAUGAGGUAUCUUACGUCACCCUGUCCACCAGGGAGACUUUUUCAAAGGUUGGUCGAGAGCUCUUAGGGGCCAUCACAGCUGUUCACCCUGAGAUAAUAUCUAUCCUUUUGGAUCGAGUUCAAGACACCAUUGACCAGGUGGGAAUGGUUUCUUUAUACUUGUUUAAAGAACUGCCUUUGUAUCUCUGGCGACCAUCUGCCUCUGAGAUAGCGGUGAUUCGGGAUUGGUUAUUGAAUUAUAACCUGACAAUGGUGAAGAAUAAAUUGGCCUGCGUUAUUCUAGAAGGACUGAAUUGGGGAUUUGGUGAACAGGGUACCCUUCAUCUGGAUCGAGCAGUCCAUGCUGAAGUGGCUUUAAUGGUUCUUGAAGCGUACCAGAAAUACCUUGCACAGAAGCCCUAUGCCGGGCUUCUUUCUGAAAGUAUGAAGCAGGUUUCAUAUUUGGCCAGUAUUGUUCGAUAUGGAGAGACACCUGAGACCUCAUUUAACCAGUGGGCCUGGAACUUGAUCUUGAGGUUAAAACUGCACAAAAAUGAUUAUGGAAUACAGCAGAAUUGUCCAACUGUUCCCUUCUCCAGCACUGUGCCUGACAUGACAGAGUCACCCACGUUUCAUCCUCUCUUGAAGGCUGUUAAGGCGGGCAUGCCCAUCGGCUGUUAUCUGGCCUUAGCUAUGACUGCCGUGGGCCACAGCAUCGAGAAGUUCUGUGCAGAAGGCAUCUCACUGUUGGGAAUUCUGGUCCAGUCGAGGCAUUUGAGAACAGUGGUUCAUGUUCUGGAUAAGAUCCUGCCUUUGUUCUACCCUUGCCAGUAUUACCUUCUGAAGAACGAGCAGUUCCUGUCACACCUCCUCCUGUUCCUGCACUUGGACAGCGGUGUCCCUCAGGGUGUCACACAGCAGGUCACCCACAAGGUGGCACAGCACCUGACAGGAGCCAGCCAUGGGGACAACGUGAAGCUUCUCAACAGCAUGAUCCAGGCCCACAUAUCCGUAAGCACCCAGCCCAAUGAAGUGGGCCCUGUUGCCGUGUUGGAGUUCUGGGUCCAGGCUCUAAUAAGCCAGCAUCUUUGGUACCGAGAGCAAGCCAUCCUCUUCCUCAUGGACCACUUGUGUAAAACAGCUUUUGAGCUGAUGCAGGAAGACUGCGUGCAGAAAUUACUCUACCAGCAACAUAAGAAUGCUUUGGGUUACCACUGUGAUCGGAGUCUGCUCUCUUCUUUGGUGAGCUGGAUCGUAGCUGGCAACAUCACUCCUUCUUUUGUGGAGGGCUUGGCCACGCCCACUCAGGUUUGGUUCGCCUGGACAGUACUGAACGUGGAAUCCAUCUUUGAAGAAGACUCCCAGCUCCGAAGAGUUGUCGAAGGGGAAUUGGUUAUAAACUCCGCUUUUACCCCUGACCAAGCUCUGAAGAAGGCCCAGGCCCAGCUGAAGCUUCCCAUCGUCCCAUCCCUCCAGAGGCUGCUGAUUUAUCGUUGGGCCCACCAGGCCCUUGUCACGCCUUCCGAUCACCCUCUUCUGCCUCUCAUUUGGCAGAAGUUCUUCCUACUGUAUCUUCAUCGCCCAGGACCGCAAUAUGGGUUACCUAUAGAUGGUUGUAUUGGAAGAAGGUUUUUUCAAAGUCCUGCUCAUAUCAAUUUAUUGAAAGAAAUGAAGAGGCGCCUGGCGGAGGUGGCCGACUUCCACCAUGCUGCGAGCAAGGCCCUCCGCGUCCCAGCAGAGGGCAGUGAAGGGCUGCCUGCCAGCCAGGCGGGGACCCCCGGCUACCUGACUUCGCCGGAGCUGCACACGGAGCUUGUGAGGCUCUUCAAUGUGUAUAUUUUGUGGCUGGAAGAUGAGAAUUUUCAAAAAGGAGAUACCUAUAUCCCUUCUCUACCAAAGCAUUACGAUAUUCACAGGCUAGCCAAAGUGAUGCAGAAUCAGCAGGAUCUGUGGAUGGAAUAUUUGAACAUGGAGCGCAUACAUUAUGAGUUCCAGGAAACCGUUGGUCUGUGGAUGCAGGCCACACUGGAAUCCCAUUCUCCACCCUGCAGCUUGUCAGUGCAGCUGGACGUCACUGAUCCUUUGUUGGCCAAAGAAAGGGUUUUAAGUAACUUGCGGAAGCAUGAGGCUCCCCAGCCUCCCCUUGAUCUGCACCCAAUGAGGCCUCCUGUGCCAGUCAUUUCCUCAGCUGCGCUCCUGAGUCAGAAGGAUGCCACCCAGCUGGUGCGCACGGACCUGAAUCUGUUGCAGCAGCAGGCCAGAACUGCAGCUCUUCGAGAAUCUCAGCAGGUUGCCCUGGAUAGUGAGCUGUUGGACACAAUGCCAAAGCAGUACGGUAAUAGAGAAGAACAGAGCACGCUACAUUUGGAGUGUAGAGGCAGUGGUGGUAAGAAGUGCCAAGGAGCAGCCGCGGUCACAGUUCAGUUUGAAGGUAUGCAUAAGAAUGAAGCAAUAAGCCAGCAGCUUCAUGUUUUGCGAAAAGAAGUGAAGCAGUUGCAAGCGGAAGCUGCUAAACCACCGUCACUUCAUGUUGUGGAAGCUGCAGUCCAUGCAGAAAACUUGAUUACGGCCUUAGUGAAUGCCUACAAGUUGCAGCCUACCCCCGGGGCGCAGAAGGUUGGCAUUAGCCUCUUCUUUACGGUUGUGGAUUAUGUCAGUGAUGAAACUCAGCGUCAUCCUCCCACAAGGCAGUUCUUUACAUCGUGCAUUGAGAUCUUGGGCCAGGUGUUUAUCAGCGGCACUAGGUCAGAAUGCAGGAAAGUGCUGGAGACCAUUCUGAAGAACAGACGGCUGUGCUCUCUGCUGUCUCCUUUCUUCACUCCCAACGCUGCGCCCACAGAGUUCAUUCAGCUCUAUGAGAAAGUGGUGAAGUUUCUAAGUGAGGACAACAGUGAUAUGAUUUUCAUGCUGCUGACCAAGUUCGAUCUUAAGCAAUGGUUAAACGCCACUAAACCUCCUCUGUCUGAUCGUACCAGGCUUCUGGAGUCCAUUCAUUUGGCACUUACUGCCUGGGGCCUUGAACCAGAUGAAGAUAUUUUGAUGCCAUUUAAUCUUUUCUGUAAGCACUGGACUUACCUUCUUCUCUACCAGUUCCCUGACCAGUACAGUGACAUUCUCAGGCUGCUGAUGCAGAGCUCUGCGGAGCAGCUGCUGAGCCCCGAGUGUUGGAAAGCCACUCUGAGAGCCCUGGGCUGCUGUGCCCCAAACUGCCAUCAGGGGGCAGCCUCUGCAGAGAGCUCGGUGCUUCAAAGCUCUCCGGAUGUUCUCUUGUCUGACAAGCAGAUAGCGGAGACUAUACAAUGGCUUUCAAAUUUUUUUUAUAAGCUUCGGUUAUCCACAUUGGACUUUAAAAGCUUUGGUUUGUUCUCAAAAUGGAGUCCUUACAUGGCUGAUAUGAAGACGCUGUUGGGCUAUCUUGUAAAACGGCUUCUUGACUGCGAAAUGGCCUGCCUGGCUCAGGACCCAUCUGCCAGCAGCAAAACAGUGCUGCAGUCCCUACAUUCAGUUAUCAUCCAGCUUUUUAAGCCGUGGAUCUUGGUUUUAGAGGACAAUGAAAGCCAACGACAUUACCCCUGGCUGGAGAGUGACGCUGUGGUGGCCUUGAGCGUCGUGCGCUUGUUCACUGACUGUAUCAACUCCUUGCAUGAGAGUUUUAAAGAUAAGCUGCUGCCGGGCGAUGACGGAGCCCUUCGGUUACACCUGAUGCAUUACUGCGAAGCGUGCACAGCGCCCAGAAUGCCGGAGUUCAUUCUGUACGCCUUCCACAGUGCCUACCGCAGACUCCCGUGGAGGGACCUGCACCCUGACCAGAUGCUCAUGGAGGCCUUCUUCAAAGUGGAACGAGGAAGCCCUAAGAGCUGCUUCUUAUUUUUGGGUUCUGUCCUGUGUGAAGUCAACUGGGUCAGUGUGCUAUCUGAUGCCUGGAGCCCCAGCCCCCGCCCAGAGACCCGGAGCAUGAUUGUCUGCCUCCUUUUCAUGAUGAUUUUAUUGGCAAAGGAAGAUGAGCUGGUAGACCAACCAGAUUCACCUCUCCUGAACCUCCUUGGACAAACAAGCUCACUCUCGUGGCAUCUGGUGGAUACCGUGUCCUACCAGAGCGUGCUCAGUUAUUUCAGCAGCCAUUACCAGCCGGCCAUCAUCCUGGCAAAGGAAUCUUCUGCGGAACUAAUCAUGAAGCUCCUGAGAGUGUCUGCGGGCCUUUCCAUCCCUACUGACAGCCAAAAACAUCUUGAUGCAGUUCCAAAGUGCCGAGCCUUCACUCAUCAGAUGGUUCAGUUCCUCAGCUCCCUGGAACAAAAUGGAAAAAUCACCUUAGCCGUCCUAGAAAAGGAGAUGUCUAAGCUCUUGGAUGAUAUUAUCGUCUUUAACCCACCUGACAUGGACAGCCAGACCCGCCACAUGGCCCUCAGCAGCCUCUUCAUGGAAGUCCUAAUGAUGAUGAACAAUGCGACUAUUCCAACGGCAGAGUUCCUCCGGGGCAGUAUCCGGACCUGGAUUGGGCAGAAAGUGCACGGGCUGGUGGUCCUGCCCCUCCUCACAGCAGCCUGUCAGAGCCUGGCUUCUGUCCGCCACAUGGCUGAGACCACGGAAGCCUGCAUCACUGCCUACUUCAAAGAAGGUUCCCUCAAUCAGAAUUUAGGAUGGGGCCCCAUUCUGGUGUCCCUUCAAGUUCCUGAGCUCACCAUAGAAGAAUUUCUGCAGGAGUGCCUGUCCCUCGGCAGUUACCUGACUCUGUACGUCUACUUGCUUCAGUGUUUAAACAGCGAGCAGACGCUAAGGAACGAAAUGAAAGUGCUGCUCAUCUUAAGCAAGUGGUUGGAACAGGUGUAUCCGAGCUCCGCGCAGGAAGAGGCCAAGCUGUUUCUGUGGUGGCACCAAGUCCUGCAGCUCUCGCUGAUGCAGACGGAGCAGUGUGAUUCGGUCUUGACAGAAUCGGUCGUUCGAGUUCUGCUCAUGCUUCAGAGUAGGCUGAGCCUGCUGGCCGAGGAGAGGCUCGGCUCUGGAAUUCUGGGGGCAAUCGGGCUGGGCCGGAAGUCGCCCCUGUCUAACAGGUUCCGAGUGGUUGCUCGAGGCAUGGUCGCCUUCCUUUCGGUUCAGGUUCCUUCAGAGGAUCAGAUCCGUUUGAAGCCUGGCACGGAAUUACAUCUGACCCCAAAAGCUCAGCAGGCUCUGACCGCGCUUGAAUCCUUGCCAUCAAGCAAGCAGUAUGUUGACUGCCAGGAUCAGAUCUCACAGGCUGCGCAAUUUAUAAAGCAUCCUGGCCAUUGCCUCCAAGAUGGGAAAAGCUUCCUGGCUCUUCUCGUUAACGGUCUCUAUCCGGAAGUGCAUUACUUGGACAACAUACGAUAGUAACACCGAGUAUCUCAAGAAACCCUGUUGCUGUUUAUGUUUACAUUUAACUUUGCUGUUGCACAAGUAACUUCGCUCAGUCUCACUGCAGAGCUCUGUUUGGCCAAUGAGUUAGUUGACUGAGAUGCAAGUCGGGAGGCACUAGAUACUUCUGUUGUGCAUGCACACGUGUGUGUGUGUGUGUGUGUGUGUGUGUGUGUGUUCCUCAUUCUUGAAAACUCCUAGGGCCCUUUUAGUGUUGACGUUCACCCGACAGGAGAAACUUCCCGAGUCCCACUUGGGCACAGAACCACUCUCGGUGGCUGGAUCCCCAGUCACCUCCAGGAGCCCGCACGGGGCUCUUGUGUCUCCAUUUCUGUCUUCCUUGUUUUAUUUAAAUCUCAAGACUGCUGUGCCAGAUCUCACCGCUUUGGGAAUCAUGUAGAACCCUCACUUUUGAGUCCCAUUUUUGCUCCUUCGGGGUAAAAGAAGCUUUGAAAAUUUCUGCAUUUCUCCCGUGGGAGGAUAUACACCAGCUUACAAGUAGGACUUCCCUCAGAAUGGAGAGAACGCCGAAUUAAAGUGAGUCAUUAUCUGAAAUGGGGCCACUUGAUCCUGAUUGUAGUGGACAGUAGACAUGGUGACAGGUCCGUUUCCAUCCAGCCAUGGUCCUCAUGGGGAAGGAGACGUCCCUGCCAACUGAGGUGGCACGCUGGCUGUGUGUUUUGUGUGACUCUCACGGGGGAGAGAGUGUGCUCACUGUAGACGUAAUCCCUGUGGAGCCUACCCCGGCGCAUUCCCUCUUUCACAUCACUUCCUCUGUCCCUGUAGACAUCAGACUUCGCAACUCUUGUUAGACACUGGGCUUGAAAUCGGAAGGCCUUGCUCUCUGGAGAGACGGACGGAGUCAGACCUUGACGCUCUGGUCCCCGCGUGUUUCUUCAUCCACAUUUAAACUCAGAUGAAGUUCGCACACCUGCUGAAGCACUUGUCCGAGGAAACUUGGCUUUUUCCCCGUAGCCUGUGCCUUCUGUUGUUGGUAACAGUUCACUCAUUACCAGCGCCUCUCUGUAGCGUGGCCUUGUUCUGUGGCCGGCUUCUUGUACCCGUCACUUCCCCUGGAAUGCACAGUUUGACUUUUGUCUUCCUAAUUCUCUUGGCUCAGAGUUGAUUUUGUUUGUUCAGCUUGCAUAAUAGGUCUUCUGUUCAUGGGUUACUUACAACCCAAGGUUAUUUACCUAAAAAUACCUGAACUGAGAGCUCUUAGCAGGGGGUAGGGAUCUAGGUUAACGGAGGGACAAUCUCUUUUCAGAUGUCCUUAGGGUGCUUCCCCCAACAUGUGGAAGUGUGCAGGAGCUGUUCCUCAUUUCCCACUUUUCCAGUCGCACAGAGCACUUCUGCCUCACAGAGACCGUCCCCGUCUCUAUCUGUGAGGUCACAGGCUGGCUGUCUCAGAGGGGCGCGCCACAGAGCUAGCCUGGCUUUUGUGUGUCCCCAUUUUCAACAUCAGGCAGCUUCCCCGUGCUGUGUCCGAAAGUGUUAGAGGCUGGGAGUAGUUCCAUGGCUGAUUUGGCAACACAGAUUUUAUGACAGGAGGGGCUUUUUGUGCUCUUUUCUCUGAGGAAGCUGUAAUUAUUGAUACCCUAGAAUGUGAAAAUUUUGAGUGACAGUAUGUACAUUUUAAAGAAAAUUAUGAUUAACCUAUUGAUUUUUGAAGGUUUGUAAUAUUUAUAAUGUGGUUGGUCCGUAAAAAUUACAAAAAAUAAAAUCAAUCUCUGGUUGUAGCUAGCAAGAAUAUGAACUUUAGGGACCUCACACUGUCGUGUCAAGUAUUUCAGUUACAGUUGAUGCACUUUUAUGCCCAGCGUCCUCUGUUUUAUCUGACACUGGAACUCGAUCAUCCGAGAUGGUCCGUGAAAGCGCCUCCUCCCUGACUCUUGGAUGCUUAGCAACUGCGGGAGCUCGGCCCGCCGGGGAGCCUCCUCGCAGCGGCUCUGGGCCGAGAAAGUGCUUUGAAGACAGACAGGUCAGAAGGUGGCAACGCUGCUGUGGCCUCCUGGCUAACGCGCCUUUGCUGCCCAAAGUAGUAGGCCUCCCGAGUGCGCAGGGCUGGUUUCGGAGAUGGUUCCCGUGCUGUGCACGGCUGUCGGGAUCCUGCCGGAGCCAGGCCGCCCGCACCUGCCCCGGCGCCGCCUGCUUCAGAUAGGGACGUCUGGCAGCUUCCUGGCUGAUGACAGGCACCUGCCCUACUGCUGCCCCCUGUCUCCCCGCGCUCUGCAGCACACGGAGGAUGGUCAGAGAGGCACCCUCGGUCUCCCCACUCCUGGCUCCCGUGCCUAGCCGUGACCAGUGAGCACGGCGGGAAGCUGGGAUGUCCAGACGCUGAGGACGGGAGGUUGUGCUGCUGUGUCUGCUCAGCCUGACGGAGGAGCCGGGACCUGCCCAGCAUGUUCCCCAAGCUCCUGGGCAUGCAGAGAACCUCAUCAUCUAUUUGGGGCUCAGUCACAUCUGCUUCCUGGCGUUGCCGGAGUCGCUCAGCUCUGAGGCAAACCCCCAGAGUAGCCUAAUCUCACCUGAACCAGGUGCCAACCCCAUUCUUCCCGGUCGGUUCCUGAAGUCAGCGUGUCCACGCUGUCCGAGGCAGUGUGUUCAUGCCCUUUCUUCCUUUUGAGUGAAGGUGAUACCGGUUUUGUACUGGGAUUCUCAUACUAAGGUUAAUGUUUUCUCUGGGAGCAGGAAGCAAAUGCUGUAGAAUUGUGACUUUUAAAGUCACAUUAGGGCAAAGGGACACUAAAGCUCAUCCGGUCCCACUUCUCAUUCAGCAGGGGUCCCCAGCACUUCUCCAGCCUCCCCGCCUGACCCCCCUCCUGCCUCUCCUCUGCCCCCCCACCCCGCACCCCAGCCAGUAGUCCCGCCCCUCAUGGGCAAGCCCAGGUGGCCAGUGGCCAGCUGUCUCUAGUUCUGCUUGAUGUUGUGCCAAAACUGGCCUGAUAACACUGGUAACGGUUGGGCUGAGGCAAGCCAGGCCGGGGCUGCUUGCCUAUUCUUCAGACAAAUCUUCCAACAUUUCCAGACCUCAUCACACUCUGACCCUACCCAUCCACCUCUUAGUCUUCAGGCUAAAUGCUCAGUGCCUUCCGUUGGCCCUCUAACCCCCAAAGUCUAACAGGGCUGCUCUUUGGGAAAAGUGCCCAAGUUAGCCCGUGGUAUUCCAGAAGGGCCGUGUCCGUGAGUAGCAGGGCCAGGACUCGAGACACAUGAGGCUCCAAGGGCACAAACCGGAGGUGGUGUGCACCUGCAGGGUCUGGGGAGUACGCUUGCUUCCGUUCUGUGCCCUCCGCCUAGCCUCUGCCCUGGGGGUCAGUCACAGCAGCGAGGACCCAGCAAUCCAGUCCGCUCCCCAGGGGCCGUGGAUGGCAUCGCUUCUCAGCAGCCCCGUGGUUGGCACCUUCAGUUCGUGGCGAAUUCACACGCCAGACUGUGGUUUAACGUCAUUUCCUUCCAAAGACUGGUCUCGCCUGUCUGCAUGAUAGGCUUCUACCAAGGCUUCGCACACAUCCUUCAAAACUGCUUUUCAUUUUGGACCAAGUUUAUGGCUUAUUUUGAAGUAGCAGCUGAAUUUUUUUCUGCCCAGUUAACUUUGUCUUAUUAAACAAAAUGCAGAGUAUAAUGUUGGAAACAAACAUGUUGCUUUUUUUCUUGUUUUUUAAACAAGAAACAGACUGAUCUUACGUUUGAAUCUGGGUUGAGCUGGAUAAAGUUCUUGGCUUACAGCCAGGUGCUCAUAACUGACCUUGUUCUGGUCCGUGGUGAUCCUUACAGAGCCACCAAUUGUCCUGUAGAAGCUGUAGUCGAUGCUUCCUCUAGGCCAGAGAGGUUCCUGAUUUCUGAUGAGAAUAACUUGAAAAAUAAAGUUAAACUACUGACCCUGUUUGGGGGUAAUGAAAUCACUUAAGGAAUGAAUGUUGUUUAUUGUAACUUCUAUUUUUUAAUGUACAGGUGUAAUGUGUCUGAGCACUGAAGGUUACCAUUUAUUUUUCUUUCAAUGGCUUAAAAUCACUUACGGGGCAACAAGUACUUCCUAAUUGUAUUUUACCCUUUCUUUCCCACAUGUCUAGUGUGGCCUUUAAAACCACGACUUAUUUGGUCAUUAAAUGUGCAAUAUUCACUUCUUACUCAUGGUUCAGCAUUUCCCAUGCUUGUACGAAGGAUGGGUUUUUAUAUAAUGAUGGGAAACAGGGAGAAAUGAGAAUUGGUUUAAGUAAAAUUCUGCAAAUAAACCAGAUUCAAUUUUAAUUUA
Lutra lutra (Eurasian river otter) is the source of this 12075-nucleotide messenger RNA. It is a transcript of the gene EPG5, whose product is annotated as ectopic P-granules 5 autophagy tethering factor. Gene Ontology annotation, cellular component: cytoplasm. The transcript is spliced from 44 exons. Gene Ontology annotation, biological process: autophagosome maturation. Bases 69 to 7796 code for a protein of 2575 amino acids. The record is from RefSeq and is a predicted model, not a curated record. NCBI's taxonomy places the organism in Eukaryota, Metazoa, Chordata, Mammalia, Carnivora, Mustelidae.